GCAUGAAAUCGUAGUAUGCCCCACAUGUUUAGAUCAAGCCUGGACAAUGUCCGAUGUCGUGGGGCCACAACGCUUCUCGAGACCAAUCAACCAAGAAUAUUUUCACAGGUAUCCGGGCUAUCCAGCCACAAUCUUGUACCGAAACGCACCACCUUCUUUGUUUGGGAGCGAAACCGGUCAGAUUCAAACUAGGUUUGCAUCACCUUCAGCAAUAGAAGCUUUGCCGAAGGUGACGAUCAGCCCAGAACAUUUGGAGGGCUGUAACUCGAAUUGUGGGGUUUGCAAGGACGAGUUUGAGGUUGGGGUUGAAGUGAGGGAGUUACCUUGCAAACAUGUCUACCAUGUUGAGUGUAUUGCUCCAUGGCUACAAAUCAGUAACACUUGCCCAGCGUGUAGAUACGAGGUACAAGGUUUUUGCUCUUCAAGCCAUGGCGUCGAGGAAGAGCAUAAUACUAUGAACAGUUUUGGCCACGCAGAAGAAAUGGAUGAGGAAGAAGAAGAAGAAGAAGAAAAUGUAAGGAGUUCUCUUACAUGGUUGUGGGAUCCCCUUCGUUCUUUAUGGCCAUUCUGUGUGCUGUCAAAUUGGAUCAGUCAACCUUUCAAUCUCGAAGAACUUGAGUACAUCACAAAUUCCAUGUAAAAUACAUAAAUAACCAAUAUUUGG
Cuscuta campestris is the source of this 664-nucleotide messenger RNA. Lineage: Eukaryota; Viridiplantae; Streptophyta; Magnoliopsida; Solanales; Convolvulaceae. The record is from the annotation of a GenBank genome assembly.